CACAACAUGGCCGAGAUGAAGACGUCGCUGUUCCCGUACGCGCUGCAGGGCCCGGCCGGCUUCAAGGCGCCCGCGCUGGGCGGCCUCGGCGCGCAGCUGCCGCUCGGCACCCCGCACGGCAUCAGCGACAUCCUGGGGCGGCCCGUGGGCGCGGCGGGCGGCGGCCUCCUGGGCGGCCUGCCCCGUCUCAGUGGGCUCGCCUCGUCGGCCGGCGUCUACUUCGGGCCCGCGGCCGCCGUGGCGCGCGGCUACCCCAAGCCUCUGGCCGAGUUGCCCGGGCGCCCGCCAAUCUUCUGGCCUGGCGUGGUGCAGGGCUCGCCCUGGAGGGACCCGCGCCUGGCCGGCCCGGCCCAGGCCAGCGGGGUCCUGGACAAGGACGGCAAGAAGAAGCACUCGCGGCCGACCUUCUCGGGCCAGCAGAUCUUCGCGCUGGAGAAGACUUUCGAGCAGACCAAGUACCUGGCGGGGCCGGAGCGCGCGCGCCUCGCCUACUCCCUGGGUAUGACCGAGAGCCAAGUCAAGGUGUGGUUCCAGAACCGGCGGACAAAGUGGCGCAAGCGGCACGCCGCGGAGAUGGCGUCGGCUAAGAAGAAGCAGGACUCGGACGCCGAGAAGCUGAAGGUGGGCGGCUCGGACGCGGAGGACGACGACGAGUACAACCGGCCCCUGGACCCCAACUCGGACGAUGAGAAGAUCACGCGGCUGCUCAAGAAGCACAAACCCUCGAACUUGGCGCUGGUCAGCCCGUGCGGCGGCGGCGCGGGGGACGCCUCGUGAGGACGCGGCGGCAAGGCCGGACAACCAGGGUACGGGACGCGGGCCGGCGCCCCUCGCCAGCCGCCCGCGCCGGAGUGUGUAUAUAUAUUUUUACAGAAUAAGUUAUAAAGCGGCCUGGCUCGGGCUCGGCGUGCGGGGACCCCAGAGCGCCCGCGUCCCUGUCCUCGGCGUGGGCGCGGGAUCGGGACCGCCGCUGCCGCGCGUCCUGAGAGGAAUCACUUUGUAUAAUCAAUAAAUUAUUUAACACGU
Aethalodelphis obliquidens (Pacific white-sided dolphin) is the source of this 1026-nucleotide messenger RNA. It is a transcript of the gene NKX6-2, whose product is annotated as NK6 homeobox 2. Gene Ontology annotation, molecular function: DNA-binding transcription factor activity, RNA polymerase II-specific; RNA polymerase II cis-regulatory region sequence-specific DNA binding. The record is from RefSeq and is a predicted model, not a curated record. Gene Ontology annotation, biological process: cell differentiation; regulation of transcription by RNA polymerase II. Gene Ontology annotation, cellular component: nucleus. NCBI's taxonomy places the organism in Eukaryota, Metazoa, Chordata, Mammalia, Artiodactyla, Delphinidae. The annotation marks the transcript as partial. The transcript has 3 exons.